This is a messenger RNA of Nestor notabilis (Kea), 1434 nucleotides long. RefSeq names its product filamin-C-like. The transcript has 10 exons. Gene Ontology annotation, molecular function: actin filament binding. Gene Ontology annotation, biological process: actin cytoskeleton organization. The record is from RefSeq and is a predicted model, not a curated record. The annotation marks the transcript as partial. Lineage: Eukaryota; Metazoa; Chordata; Aves; Psittaciformes; Psittacidae.
UGUCCAUUGGGGGCCAUGGCCUGGGUGCCUGCCUGGGUCCCACCAUCCAGAUCGGGGAGGAGACGGUGAUCACAGUGGACGCCAAAGCGGCCGGGCAAGGGAAGGUGACCUGCAAAGUGUCCACCCCCGACGGCGCCGAGCUGGACGUGGACGUGGUGGAGAACCACGACGGCACCUUCGACAUCUACUACACAGCGCCCGAGCCUGGGAAAUACGUGAUCACCAUCCGCUUCGGCGGCGAGCACGUCCCCAACAGCCCCUUCCAUGUCCUGGCCACAGAGGAGCCCCCAGCCACCGCUGAGAACCUGCGGCCCUUCAACUUGGUCAUCCCCUUCACCGUGCAGAAGGGCGAGAUCACAGGGGAGGUGCGGAUGCCCUCGGGGAAGACGGCGCGACCCAACAUCACUGACAACAAGGAUGGGACGGUGACCGUGCGCUACGCGCCCACUGAGAAGGGCCUGCACGAGAUGGACAUCCGCUAUGAUGGCAACCACAUCCCUGGGAGUCCCCUCCAGUUCUAUGUGGACGCCAUCAACCCCCGGCAUGUGAGCGCCUACGGGCCAGGCUUGAGCCAUGGGAUGGUCAACAAGCCUUGUACUUUCACCAUCGUCACCAAGGAUGCCGGCGAGGGUGGGCUCUCGCUGGCGGUGGAAGGGCCUACCAAGGCGGAGAUCACGUGCCAGGACAACAAGGACGGGACGUGCACCGUGUCCUACCUGCCCACGGCGCCGGGGGACUACAACAUCAUUGUGCGCUUUGACGACAAGCACAUCCCAGGCAGCCCCUUCACUGCCAAGAUCACCGGGGACGACUCCAUGCGGACGUCCCAGCUCAACGUGGGCACCUCCACGGACGUGUCACUGAAGAUCACGGAGACGGACCUGAGCCUCCUGACGGCCAGUAUCAGAGCCCCGUCCGGCACCGAGGAGCCCUGCCUGCUCAAGAGGCUGCCCAACCGGCACAUCGGUAUCUCCUUCACGCCCAAGGAGGUGGGUGAGCACGUGGUGAGCGUGAAGAAGAGCGGGCAGCACGUCACCAACAGCCCCUUCAAGAUCCUGGUGGGGCAGUCGGAGAUCGGGGACGCCAGCAGGGUGAAGGUGUGGGGCAAGGGGCUGGUGGAAGGUCACACCUUCGAGGUGGCUGAGUUCAUCGUGGAUACACGCAGCGCCGGCUAUGGCGGGUUGGGCCUGUCCAUCGAGGGCCCCAGCAAGGUGGACAUCAACUGCGAGGAUGUGGAGGACGGGACCUGCAAGGUCACCUACUGCCCCACCGAGCCCGGCAACUACAUCAUCAACAUCAAGUUCGCUGACAAGCAACACAGAGGGGGAACACACGGGGGCCCCUUCACGGUGAAGGUGACAGGCGAGGGCCGCAUGAAGGAGAGCAUCACGCGCCGGCGGCAGGCGCCCUCCAUCGCCACCCUCGGCAGCACCU